This is a messenger RNA of Sphenostylis stenocarpa, 1218 nucleotides long. NCBI's taxonomy places the organism in Eukaryota, Viridiplantae, Streptophyta, Magnoliopsida, Fabales, Fabaceae. The record is from the annotation of a GenBank genome assembly.
AUGUCGAACGAGACAGACGAAACUGAACGCCGUCGUUCGGCGGAGGCGGAGUAUCGCAAGAAGCUUUCCGAUCUCAAAGAUGUCAAAGCCUAUAUUCAUUUGGCCAAAAUGGAUAAGAAGAUUUUAGAGGACGAACUUGCAGAAACUGAGAAAGAGCUCGAACACUUAAGGGGUUGUGGCUAUCAAGUUGCUCAUGUUAUAAAACCUUAUGACAAUGGACGCUUUAUAGUAGACGCAAAAGUUAGUAGAUAUAUAGCUGACUGUAGUAGUAAGUUGGACAAGGAGAAGAUAAAGGCAGAAACAAGAGUUUUCCUGGACAACAGGACGAUGACGAUUAUGGGAAUUCUUCCGCCGGAACUUGAUCCUGAGGUGCAGAAUAUGCUUGUUGAAGCCCCAGGAAACAUUACUUUCGAUGCACUUGGCGGGCUUUCAGAUCAGAUUCAACAACUCAGGGAAUCGAUUGAACUGCCAUUAUUGAAUCCUGAGAUUUUCCGAACGGUUGGAGUCAGACCCCACAAGAGUGUUCUUCUUUAUGGACCUCCUGGAAACGGGAAGACAUUCUUAGCCAGAGCAAUUGCCAGCAACAUUGGUGCUAAAUUCAUGAAGGUUGUAGCUAGUGCUCUUUUGAUCGGAUGUCAUGGUGAAGGCGCAAGAUUAAUUAGGGCAAUGUUUAGAUAUGCUCGCGAGCAUCAGCCUUGCAUCAUAUUCAUAGAUGAGAUUGAUGCCAUUGGUGGACGACGUUUGGCCAUGGGCUCAUCUGGUGAUCGUGAAGUUCAAAGAAUCCUCGUGGAGCUGCUUCAGCAGAUUGAUGGAUUUAAUGAGUUUGACCAGGUGAAAGUCAUUAUGGCUACAGAUAGGCGUGAUACUCUUGAUCCAACCCUUCUUCGCCCGGGUCGAAUUGAUAGGCAAAUAGAAUUUCCAUUACCAAAUAAGCAUGCAAGGAUGCAAAUCCUCCAUAUACAUUCUGCUGAAAUUGCUAAAGAGGGUGAAAUUGACUAUGAAGCUGUUGUUAAUCUUUCUGAGGGAUUCAAUGGUGCCGAUCUUCGUAAUGUUUGCACGGAAGCUGGUUUGUCAGCGCUUCGUGCUGACCGUGAUUGCGUGAUUAAUGAAGAUUUCAUGAAGGUUCCGACAUCACUUUCUGGAGUCCCAACACGCAGUUGUGGAAUUGAAGAAAAUUUAGCUUCAAAUGGAAACUGUAUUGCGGUGAAUGAAAUAUAA